AUGAGUGAUUAUCAAGAUGAUAGAGAUGAAGAAAAUAUCAGUGACUACGAAUUAGGUGAACAAGAAUAUAGCGGAGAUGAUGAUGAUAUAAAAGAAUCAUUUACAGAAGAAGAAAAGAAUCAAUUAUAUUUUGAUGAGACUGAAGAUGAUGAAAAUGAAAAAUGGAUGAAAGAAAAUUAUAAAUUAUCAGGUAAAUUUAAAAGUGAUGGUAGAUUAAGUUGUCCAUGUUGCUUCACUCUAUUAUGUAUUGAAUGUCAACAACAUUCAUCCUACAGCAAUCAAUAUAGAGCCAUUCAAGUUAAAAAUUGUACAAUUUCAAAUGAUAUAGUAACAUAUAAUGAUAAAAAAGAUAAAAAAAUUUCAAAUAGAAAUAAUAAUAAUAAUAAAAAUAAUAAUAAUAAUAAUAAUAAUAAUAAUAAUAAUAAUAAUAAUAAUAAUAAUAAUAAUAAUAAUAAUAAUAAUAAUAAUAAUAAUAAUAACAAAAUAAAUAAGAAAAAUAAUAAAAAAAAUCAAAAAUAUAGAAACAAUGUAAAUAAGGGUGACCCUCAGCAAGUUGAGGUGAAAUUAGAAAAUACUCAUAUAGACGAUGAUGAUGACGAUGAGAGCGAUGAUGAUAAUAAUAGUGAUGAAUCAUCAUCAUCAGAUGAAGAUGAAGAUGAAUGUUAUAGAGUGGUCAACUGUUCAAUAUGUAAUACUCAUGUUGCAAUGUAUGAUCAAAAUGAAAUUUACCAUUUCUUUGAUGUAUUUCCAUCAUAA
This is a messenger RNA of Dictyostelium discoideum AX4, 756 nucleotides long. RefSeq lists its product as hypothetical. Bases 1 to 756 code for a protein of 251 amino acids. The record is from RefSeq and is a predicted model, not a curated record. NCBI's taxonomy places the organism in Eukaryota, Evosea, Eumycetozoa, Dictyosteliales, Dictyosteliaceae. The transcript is spliced from 2 exons.